AUGAGAAUCUUCAGAGUCGCAUCGGUCUCACGGCGGAUCUUAUUCCCGUCCAAUCACUACGCAACGUUACCGUUAAAACAAGACGUUUCUGCUCUCUCACCUGCGAUCAACAUCGCCAGAGCUCUUCAAGAACACAUCAAUUCUCCGUCCCCAAAAGCUGGGAAGAAGAUUCAAGCCGAUAUCAUCAAAACUGGGUUCAGACCAGAUCUAAACGUAUCCAUCAAACUACUCAUUCUCCAUCUAAAAUGUGGCUGCCUGAGUUACGCACGCCAAGUGUUCGACGAAUUACCCAAGCCAACAUUAUCAGCUUACAACUACAUGAUCAGUGGGUACCUGAAGCAUGGAUUCGUAAAAGAACUUCUCCUCCUUGUUCAACGAAUGUCCUACUCUGCGGAGAAGGCAGACGGAUACACACUCUCCAUGGUUCUCAAGGCAUCUAGUAGUCAUGGCUCCACUAUGACACUGCCGCGUAGCUUAUGCAGGUUGGUCCACGCCCGGAUAAUUAAAUGCGACGUUGAGCAUGAUGAUGUAUUGGUUACUGCACUUGUUGACGCUUAUGUGAAGAGCGGGAAGCUGGAGUGUGCGAGGACUGUGUUCGAAACGAUGAAAGAUGAGAAUGUCGUUUGUGCCACAUCGAUGAUCUCGGGUUACAUGAACCAAGGGCUUUUGGAUGAUGCUGAAGAGAUUUUCAAUACAACAAGAGUGAAGGAUAUUGUAGUCUACAAUGCUAUGGUGGAAGGUUUCAGCAGAUCAUCUGAAACUGCUGAGAGAGCAGUUCACAUCACAUGA
Thlaspi arvense is the source of this 789-nucleotide messenger RNA. The record is from the annotation of a GenBank genome assembly. NCBI's taxonomy places the organism in Eukaryota, Viridiplantae, Streptophyta, Magnoliopsida, Brassicales, Brassicaceae.